UGGGACUCGGAACUGCAAGCACAGGUCGGGUCAGCUUCUCCUUUACUUACAACAAGCUACGUUGUAACUGACGACAUACAGCAAGCUCUGCUGUUGAGCUCAUAGAAGGCCGUGAGUAGUAUGUCUUCUUGGUGGUUCAUACAGUCACUUCUACAAUGUAUCGUCAAAAAUCUCUGCGCUGCACAAAACUGUGUAAUAAAAACCACAGGGCUUAGAGGAAACGCGAUGUUAAGGGGCAUAACACUCAGACAUGUUGCCAGUGGCACAAAAAAAGACAGUUGCCUAGCGAACUAUGCCUAGUACACCUAACAAAAUUUUUACUCAUAGCCAAUCCUAUGGGGGCCCUUCUUGCUAAGGUCUAAAGGUAGUACCCUUACUAGAUUUACUGUGUCUCCACUGUCUUCACAGAAACUCCUCAUUCGUUCUUAUUUUGACUAACUCAUAGCAAUACUGUGUAAGGCAGAUGUAGACAUUUUUGUUUUUCUUCUCUUCUUUAGUUUAUACUUUUAAUGGGUGUUACAAUAGGGCAGUGAGUGGAAGAAUUUAUAUAUAAAUCCCAAGAAAUCUAGCAUCACAGGAUAAUUGGCACCUUGAACCACAAUUGGAUAAUAGAGCAAGAAACUAUUAAAGCUAGUCAUAGUUAGAGUAACAGAGGUUUAAUUUCCAUUGGAAACUUCAACUUAUUUCAAAAUAGAGCUAUGCAUGGUUUUGGCCUGGAUUUGGGGCAGACCUAACAAUUUGGAGGAAGAAAUAAGAAGAUACUCAUCAUACUUCCCUUUCACCUCUUCUAGCUAUGUUCCGUGGAACCUGCAUGAGCCAGAAAGAGGCAAAUUUGACUUCUCUGGGAACCUGGACUUGGAGGCCUUCGUCCUGAUGGCUGCGGAGAUCGGGCUGUGGGUGAUUCUGCGUCCAGGCCCCUACAUCUGCAGUGAGAUGGACCUCGGGGGCUUGCCCAGCUGGCUCCUGCAAGACCCCCGGUUACUGUUGAGGACAACCAACAAGGGCUUCACUGAAGCAGUUGAGAAGUAUUUUGACCACCUGAUUCCCAGAGUGAUUCCUCUCCAGUACCGCCAGGGAGGCCCUGUCAUCGCGGUGCAAGUGGAGAAUGAAUAUGGCUCAUUCAAUAAAGAUAAAACCUACAUGCCGUAUCUCCACAAGGCUCUGCUGAGAAGAGGGAUUGUGGAGCUUCUCUUGACCUCCGAUGGUGAGAAAAAUGUGCUGAGCGGCCACACCAAAGGAGUGUUGGCCGCUAUCAACUUGCAAAAAGUUCAGCGGAAUACUUUCAACCAGCUUCAUAAAGUCCAGAGAGAUAAGCCCCUUCUGGUUAUGGAAUACUGGGUUGGCUGGUUCGACAGAUGGGGAGAUAAGCACCAUGUUAAAGAUGCAAAGGAGGUUGAACGUGCUGUGUCUGAAUUCAUCAAAUAUGAGAUCUCCUUCAAUGUGUAUAUGUUCCAUGGUGGAACCAACUUUGGUUUCAUGAAUGGGGCCACAAAUUUCGGGAAGCACACUGGCAUUGUCACCAGCUAUGACUAUGAUGCUGUGCUCACGGAGGCUGGAGAUUACACAGAAAAAUAUUUCAAGCUUCAAAAACUCUUGGAAUCUGUCUCAGCAACUCCCCUGCCCCAAGUACCCAAACUUACUCCCAAGGCUGUGUAUCCCCCCAUGAGACCGUCGUCGUACCUCCCGCUGUGGGAUGCCCUAUCCUACUUAAAUGAGCCAGUCAGGUCCCAUCAGCCCGUCAACAUGGAGAACCUUCCCAUAAACAAUGGGAGUGGCCAGUCCUACGGCUUUAUCCUGUAUGAGAAGUCCAUCUGCUCCGGAGGCCGCCUCUGUGCCCACGCUCAUGACAUGGCACAGGUGUUUCUGGAUGAGACAAUGAUAGGGAUUCUGAAUGAGAAUAAUCAGGACCUGCACAUUCCUGAACUCAGGGACUGCCGAUACCUGAGGAUCCUGGUGGAGAAUCAAGGACGAGUCAAUUUUUCCUGGCAAAUACAGAAUGAGCAGAAAGGAAUAACUGGAUCUGUCAGCAUCAAUAACUCUUCCCUGGAGGGCUUUACCAUCUAUUCCCUGGAGAUGAAAAUGAGCUUCUUUGAGAGGCUCCGCUCUGCCACCUGGAAGCCUGUCCCAGAUAGCCACCAGGGCCCGGCCUUCUACCGUGGGACCUUGAAGGCUGGCCCUUCUCCCAAGGACACCUUCCUGAGCCUGCUGAACUGGAAUUAUGGAUUCGUGUUCAUCAAUGGGCGGAACCUUGGGCGGUAUUGGAACAUUGGGCCUCAGCGAACACUGUACCUUCCUGCAGUCUGGCUUCGUCCGGAAGACAACGAGCCUUUCUUUUCUUCUCAGGUCAUCUUGUUUGAGAAGAUGCUGAGUGGCUCAGACAUCAAAUCCACGGACAAGCCCAUGCUGUAAAACCGUGUCUGAACAUAUUUUUUGGGUUGCUGGAGUUCAUCUGUAAGUCAUUUUUGAGGAAUAAGAUUUAUAUUAAGACUAUCAAACACGGUGUUGCUUACAAUAGCAAAAAUGUGAAAAUAACAACAACAACAACAAAAACCAGCAGAAGAAUUGUUAUGUAUUUUGGAGUCUAUCUAUAUGAUGCCUAUUUUUAGGCUUUAAAAAGGCUUCAGAAUCUUUAACGGCUGAUUUAUCUAGUUAAAUGCUUAAUCCUUAGCAGGCUCUUAUUCUUUAAUUAAACAUGCCUUAAGUAGAUGCGAAUAAAAUGAAAACAAGUUUCACUUCUGCCUUCCAUACUCAAUUGAAGGGAAGGGAAAAGUCUGUAGCCUGGGGAAGAGUAAGGAUACUGAUUUCCUCAUGCCAGAGACAGUAUUGCAUGUACUAAUGGGCAAACUCACGGUCUCCCUCCUCUCUCUCUGUCUGUCUCUCUGCGUGUGUGUGUGUGUGUGCACAUG
Molecule: messenger RNA, 2906 nt
Organism: Cercocebus atys (sooty mangabey)
Lineage: Eukaryota; Metazoa; Chordata; Mammalia; Primates; Cercopithecidae
Gene: GLB1L3
Product: galactosidase, beta 1-like 3
Exons: 18
Coding region: 703-2409 (568 amino acids)
Biological process (GO): carbohydrate metabolic process
Cellular component (GO): vacuole
Molecular function (GO): beta-galactosidase activity
Source: RefSeq, a predicted model, not a curated record